Molecule: messenger RNA, 1137 nt
Organism: Aspergillus sclerotioniger CBS 115572
Lineage: Eukaryota; Fungi; Ascomycota; Eurotiomycetes; Eurotiales; Aspergillaceae
Product: asparaginase ahrA
Exons: 3
Coding region: 1-1137 (378 amino acids)
Molecular function (GO): asparaginase activity
Source: RefSeq, a predicted model, not a curated record
AUGACCCUCAAGCCGCUUCUUCUCUCGGCCCUGGCCACCCUCGGGUCGGCCUCGCCCUUGCUCUAUCCCCGGGGCACCAACGAGACCUACGUCUUCACCAAUGCCAACGGCCUCAAUUUCACUCAGAUGAACACUACUCUACCCAAUGUGACCAUCUUCGCUACAGGAGGCACCAUCGCCGGGUCUGACUCCAGCUCCACCGCCACGACCGGCUACACCUCUGGUGCCGUCGGCGUCUUGGCCCUCAUCGACGCCGUCCCCUCCAUGCUCGACGUCGCCAACGUUGCCGGCGUGCAGGUCGCCAAUGUCGGCAGCGAAGACGUCACCUCCGACAUCCUCAUCUCCAUGUCCAAAGAGAUCAACCGGGUCGUGUGCGACGACCCCACCAUGGCCGGAGCAGUCAUCACCCACGGAACCGACACUCUCGAAGAAACGGCCUUCUUCAUGGACGCCACCAUCAACUGUGGCAAGCCCGUGGUCAUCGUCGGUGCUAUGCGUCCAUCCACCGCCAUCUCCGCCGACGGACCCUUCAACCUCCUCGAGGGUGUCAUGGUAGCUGCCUCCCCCAAGUCCCGCGAGCGCGGCGCCAUGGUAGUCAUGAACGACCGCAUCGCCUCAGCCUAUUACGUCACCAAGACCAACGCCAACGCCAUGGACACCUUCAAGGCCAUGGAAAUGGGUUACCUGGGCGAGAUGAUCUCCGACACUCCAUUCUUCUUCUAUCCUCCUGUCAAACCCACCGGUAAGGUGGCUUUUAAUAUCACCAAUGUGACUGAGAUUCCUCGGGUGGAUAUUCUUUUCUCGUACGAGGAUAUGCAUAAUGAUACCUUGUAUAACGCUAUUGAGAGCGGUGCUGAGGGCAUUGUGGUCGCCGGAGCCGGAGCCGGAGGAGUCACCACUUCAUUCAACGACGCCAUCGAGGAUGUCCUCAACCGUCUGGAAAUUCCCGUCGUGCAAAGUAUGCGCACUGUCAACGGCGAGGUGCCUUUGUCGGAUAUUAGCAGCGAGACCGCUACCCAUAUUGCCAGUGGGUACCUGAACCCGCAAAAGUCUCGCAUCCUGUUGGGACUGUUGCUGGCAGAGGGUAAGAACAUCACUGAGAUUGCCAAUGUGUUUGCCCUGGGCACUGAUGCAUAG